Messenger RNA from Fibroporia radiculosa, 756 nucleotides. RefSeq lists its product as uncharacterized. The record is from RefSeq and is a predicted model, not a curated record. The transcript has 2 exons. Lineage: Eukaryota; Fungi; Basidiomycota; Agaricomycetes; Polyporales; Fibroporiaceae. The coding region runs from base 1 to 756 and encodes 251 amino acids.
AUGACUGGUCCCCAGAGAACGCCAACUUCCUACCCUUCCCACCUCCAGGCAUUAGAAGAACGCUUCACAGCUGGAAUAAUAGAAAUGCCAACCCCUAGGCAACCCAUUCUGAGUUUCCCUUCCCAGCAAGAAUCUGAUGACUCUUUGCUAGAAUCCCUUGAUGAAGGAGGUUUCCGUUACCCCUUCGCACCCCCCCUGUCAAAUGUCACUCAUCGUCCUUUCCUCAUCCCAGGACCCCUGGACUCCUCUAAUAGUGACGCUGUAGUUUUGCACCAGUUCCCUGGGCCCCUGGAGGUUCCUCACGUGUUGGAAGCAUCUAGCGGAUCUUACCAUGUGGCUCCUACACAGGUUUUUCCCUCCUCAUCACCUAUGAAUAUCUCGUCCUCUCCAAACCCUGACAGUCCCGCUGCUGCAUCUACUGAUUCCCCCAGUAUGCCUCCUCUCGCCUCUGACGCCUCUGACAAUGGCAGCCUCAACCAUGCCCCCAAUCUACAGCUACUAGCUGACGUCAGCGAGUACAUUACUGCAUCAGAAGGGCAUAGCAGCAACCCCCAGGACAAUCCAUUCCCUUCGACACCUCCACCCCAGUUCAAGAUGUCUACCCCUUGGAAUGUGUAUUACCCUACUUCCCUGGAGCAUACGCUACCACUGUUACUUGCCCUCCCAUGGGCGUUCCCAUUGACAGCAAUCCUGCUUUUGGCUUACAUCGGGUAUCAACAACUGCAGCAGAUGUACUUCAAGUUGCUGAACCUGUAG